Beta vulgaris subsp. vulgaris (sugar beet) is the source of this 2050-nucleotide messenger RNA. Its product is annotated as E3 ubiquitin-protein ligase At1g63170. The transcript is spliced from 5 exons. The record is from RefSeq and is a predicted model, not a curated record. Bases 405 to 1691 code for a protein of 428 amino acids. NCBI's taxonomy places the organism in Eukaryota, Viridiplantae, Streptophyta, Magnoliopsida, Caryophyllales, Amaranthaceae.
UUUUUAUAAAGUAUUUUGUUUCUUGAUAAAUUGUUGCCAUUUGUUAAUUUUGCGUAAAAUACAGCAGACAAAAGAGAAAACUCAAGUCUUUAUUAAAAACCCCAUAAAAUCUGAACACCAUUUUUCAUGUUAUAUUUCCCAGAAUCACUGCAAAAAUUAUUCCCAUUUUUCAGUCAUCUAAAUCUUUAUUUCCUUUAUCAAUCAGCUCUUCAUUUAUUUUAUCAGCAAAUUUUAUGAAGGAUCAGUAUUGACUUAUCAGUAUACCUUGUUGUAGUCAAUUGCUUGUCAUUGGUGGUAUCAAGUUAUCGCAUAAGGCAGCUUCACUCUACUGAAAAAUCAGAUAUCGAGUUGCUUAUACUAGUUCUCCAUGCAUUCAUUUAUCCUGUUUUUCUCGGUUGUCUUGAAUGGCCAUGCGAUUUGCAGAAUCUCAAUGUAAAAGCCAAACAGAGAGAUACUCAUUAUUGAUGGAGCAUCCAGAACAAAGAAAUGAGAAUGAGUAUGUGAUUGACAUAAGGAGGAGUGUAGAAGCUUCCUCAUCUGGUUCUGCUCAUGAUAGAAAUUCUAAUGAGAUGGAAUCUACUCAGCCUGAAGACAGGCCUUCAAGUAGUGCCAGGGCUACGGUUUCUCAGUUGUCACUUCCUCUUUCCAACAUCUCGAAUUCCAGGAAUUCAUCAUUUAGCAGGAGAGGGAAUGGUCACAGCCGAAGGCGCAGAAGCCCUUUAAAUUCAGGGUUGUGGAUAUCUGUUGAACUUGUUCUCACCUUAGGUCAGAUUGUGGCUUCUGUCAUAGUUUUGUCUUUGUCAAGGCAUGAACAUCCACGAACUCCAUUAUUUGCUUGGAUUAUGGGUUAUGCUACAGGAUGCAUUGCAACUCUUCCUCUUCUCUAUUGGCGUUAUCUUCAUCGCAAUCAAGGCUCUGAACAAGACCCUUCCCAACCCCGGCAACUUUCUUCUAAUGGCAAUCCUAUUGUUGGUCACUCUUCUUCUUUUACUGCUCAGACUCUAGAAGAUGAUAACCACAUCCCUACAUCAAACAGAAAUGCUACUGGUCAGAGUGUGGGAAUGCGGAAUGCCAGGCUCAAGGCUGCAGUCGAGUACUUUAAGAUGGGCCUAGAUUGCUUCUUUGCAAUCUGGUUUGUGGUCGGUAAUGUGUGGAUCUUUGGGGGGCAUGCUUCUUCUUCUGAAGCUCCCAACUUGUACAGGUUAUGUAUAGUGUUCCUCAUCUUCAGCUGCAUAGGAUAUGCUAUGCCAUUUAUACUCUGUGCAACAAUCUGCUGUUGUCUCCCAUGUAUAAUAUCUGUGCUAGGCUUUAGGGAAGAUUUAAACCAAACCAGAGGAGCAACAUCGGAGUCAAUUAAUGCUCUUCCAACCUACAAGUUUAAGUUGAAGAAAAGCAGAAACAGUGACGGUGUUGGUGAAUCUGGAGUAGUGGCUGCAGGAACAGAGAAGGAACGGGCAAUAUCAGGAGAAGAUGCAGUUUGUUGCAUUUGCUUGGCGAAAUAUGUGAAUAAUGAUGAACUGAGGGAGUUGACAUGUUCUCAUUUGUUUCACAAGGAGUGUGUGGAUAAGUGGCUGAAGAUUAAUGCUCUUUGCCCUCUUUGUAAGAACGAAGUGGGUGAUACCUUGCUCAGUUCACUUGCUGGAGCAACUGCCAGCCUACGACGAGCUGAGAAUAGGGUAGUUAGCAGCUAAGGAAGUACUUGCCUGUGUUACGACCAAAACACCCCUUGUUUUUGCAACAUUCGGCAUGAUACUCAACUGGAGCCAUGCUCAGGCUCAUUUCAUAGAAGCAGCCUAUCAACUGGAGGUUUUUUCAUGCAGAAUCGCUUAUAUCGUUGGUGUAUAAUCAUAUACUUAAUUUCAGAAUUAGGUCCAUAUGAGAGUUGAAAGGAUGUUUGUGUUGAUAAUUAGAGUUGGUUCAUAAGAAACUGAAAGAAAAUGUUGAAUCAAAGAUAGUUGUAAUUUGUAAGAUAUAAAGUAUAUACCCUUUUCUGUACUGCUGGCAAUGAUUGGCAAUUUUAAGUUAUUUGGUUCUCCAUUUUGUUACUGUA